Messenger RNA from Fopius arisanus, 517 nucleotides. It is a transcript of the gene CCAP, whose product is annotated as Crustacean cardioactive peptide. The coding region runs from base 123 to 503 and encodes 126 amino acids. The transcript is spliced from 4 exons. NCBI's taxonomy places the organism in Eukaryota, Metazoa, Arthropoda, Insecta, Hymenoptera, Braconidae. The record is from RefSeq and is a predicted model, not a curated record.
UAGCACAUGCGUCUCGCAUAUAAGUUAGAUAAAAGCACAGAAGUCACUCAAUUUCUAGCACUCGAAUUUAAUUAGAUUAAUCGUUUCCAAAGUUGCACCAGUGCCCGGAUAACAGCGCCAGGAUGAAGAUUGAGUGUUGUAUAAAGUGGACUCUAGCCGGACUGCUGCUGGCGGCUUUAUCCAGUGCUAUUGAGACUGAUGACAAGGAUGAUCAACAGAUUUUUAAUUCGGCAUUGGAGGAACUCGCCAAGUCGAAACGACCGUUCUGCAAUGCAUUCACAGGCUGUGGGAAGAAACGAAAUUACUAUGGAAAUUCGAUGGAACGAUCAGGGGAUUUACCGAAGAUCACAAUUCCUAUUCCCAUCUACAAGGCACUGAUUCGUGCUGCAUCCCAGGAACUCCGCAAUGCUCUCGAACGUGGGGAAUCCAUCGACGAGUCAUACCAAGAUUAUUUGCCAUUAUUAACAUCGAAGAGACCGAUACGUGGGAGGCUCCAAAGUUAAUUGUAAUCUUCACA